UCAUUAUUAUGAAUACGACGAAGGAAAAACUUGAAAUACUCUACAAAGAAAAACCAAUUUAAAUCGCUUCACUUGGCAACACGUUUGCCGCAGUGAAAUGUUGAUUGAAAAACGAGCGGCGCUUGAUAUGCGUGCGACAGCAACAACCAAAACAACAACAAAAAAAUCAGCAUAAAAUGAAAAAACAUCAGUUCAGCUUACGAUUUCGUGCUACAAACGGUCCUCCAAAGCGUCUAAGCCGUGCCUUAAUACACACACACACUCAAUAACAGUUGUGCCAGUUCAGUUGAAUUUUUGUAACGAAUCCUUCGUCCUUUUUGUUCGUGUCGUGUGUCGUUGUCUGUGCUCAAUAGAAACAACAUGAAGUACUUUGUUGCCAUCGCUCUGCUGUUCGCUGCCGUCCAGGCUGUGCCCAUUGAGCUGGGUCACUAUGCUCCAUCGCUGGUGCAGGUGCAUCAUGCGCCAGUGCUGGCUCAUGCUGUGCAUGCCGAACCGGUGGCCUAUCCCAAGUACUCCUUCAACUAUGGCAUCAAGGAUCCCCACACCGGCGACAUCAAGUCUCAGGCUGAGGAGCGUGAUGGUGAUGUUGUGAAGGGCCAAUACUCGCUGGUCGAGCCCGAUGGUUCUGUGCGCACCGUGGACUACACCGCCGAUGACCACAACGGUUUCAAUGCCGUCGUCCACAAGACCGCGCCCAAGAUCAUCGCCCAUGCGCCCGUUGUGCACGCCCCCGUGCUGGCACAUGCCCCCCUGCUGCAUCACUACUAAAUAUCGUGGAGUCGUCGAGUCAUAAAGGUGCUCCCACACUCUCACACACACACGCACACAACAACCACAAUCAAUAUAGGAACAACAGGCAGAUAAAACAGAUCCAUUGAAACAACAAAAAGAAAAAAACAAAAAUAUAAGCAAAAACCACGUUGUAUGUAAGUAAAAUGUAGCUAAGAAGUUUUUAGUAGAAACGGGCGCCUUAGUGGGUGCCCGGCACCCGGCUGAUCUGGCAUGGCAUGGACGAAGGAAAUACGAACAAGAAAAAAAAACAAAAAACAAAUACAAAAAGCAAAAACAAAAG
Messenger RNA from Drosophila hydei, 1072 nucleotides. Its product is annotated as cuticle protein 8. The transcript has 4 exons. Bases 361 to 768 code for a protein of 135 amino acids. Gene Ontology annotation, cellular component: extracellular matrix. The record is from RefSeq and is a predicted model, not a curated record. NCBI's taxonomy places the organism in Eukaryota, Metazoa, Arthropoda, Insecta, Diptera, Drosophilidae.